Molecule: messenger RNA, 642 nt
Organism: Lactuca sativa (garden lettuce)
Lineage: Eukaryota; Viridiplantae; Streptophyta; Magnoliopsida; Asterales; Asteraceae
Source: RefSeq, a predicted model, not a curated record
AUGUAUUGCACGAGGUGCAACAAGAAAGGACACACUGUCCAUUUUUGCAAAGAACCAGCUCAACAAACUGCCCCAACGGCGAAUACAGGAGUGAGCCGCUCUUGCUAUGAAUGUGGAGAAACAGGGCAUAUUAAGAGGGAUUGCUCGAAAACAAGGAAUGCACGAGGAGUGGGAAGGGUAGUGACGAUGGGACAUGAGCAGGCAGUAGCAGACCCAACCAUGGUUACGGGUACAUUUCUCCUCAAUGACUCUUAUGCAUGCAUACUGUUUAAUAGUGGAGCGGAGAGUAGUUUUGUGAGCCACCAGUUUAAACAUUUACUUAAUCAAAUACCAAAACAAUUAAACGAAACAUUCACCGUUGAAAUGGCAAAUGGAAAGACAGAAAACACUAAUGAUAUAUACGUAGACUGUACCCUCUCAGUAAACAAUCGUUCUUUUCAAAUCAACCUCAUGCCAGUCUCAAUAAAAUUUUUUGAUGUCAUCGGCGGAAUGGAUUGGCUAUGUCCCCAUCGUGCUGAUAUUUUAUGCUACAAAAAGGUCGUUCACCUUAAUCUGCCAAAUGGCAAUACCCUCAUCAUCUAUGGCGAUAAACCCAAUACAAAUCUUUCCUCAUUUCUUGUAUUAAUGCUCGUAAAUAUCUAA